Messenger RNA from Zootermopsis nevadensis, 708 nucleotides. RefSeq lists its product as uncharacterized. The record is from RefSeq and is a predicted model, not a curated record. NCBI's taxonomy places the organism in Eukaryota, Metazoa, Arthropoda, Insecta, Blattodea, Termopsidae.
CAUGGCGACUACGACAUACCUACAAUUGUCUCUCGUCUUCUGCCUAUUGGCCUUCUGUUCCGACUGCCAUCCGCAGGGGGCACAGGCCUUUCCAAGCAGCAAGACACUUGCAAAAAAUCGAGUGAAUGUUAUCGAAAGUCGUCUUUCCGAGAAGACGAGCUCGACUGUCGAAGACAGACUUUCUGGAGUUCCAAAAGAGAAUCUACAGCUGCUACAGUACAAAGGCGAACUUCCUCUACUGAGUGCGAAUAAUAGCAAUACACUGUCUAUUUCGUACCCCGACGAGUGGUUUAUAGACAGCAUCUAUGGUGUCACGUACUGGGAGAACGACUUUGGCGAUGUCUAUUUUUCCGACGGCGGAGCCGGAAGGAACAGUUGGGCUGUGACAUGGGUACUGCCGCCACAAGUAUCUGCAGUUUACGAUUUCAACGUUGAGGUAGUCGUUAAGCCUGAAUACAAUAAAACAGCGACCGCCUAGUCCCAGCAGACGCAGCGGCCAUGCGGAUGCACAAAAUCCAGGGGCAUGAACUCUACUCCGGAAAUUGGAAACAAUAAAUAAUCAAACUGAAGGCAACGCCAAACAAAUGCGACCAGACAAGAUGAAGGACACAAUUGUUUUCAUGUUCUUGAUUGGCUCUUUCGUUCACAGUUAUUCCACAGAUGUAAAUAAAUUAUCAAUUUAAACUAAAUAAAUAUAAUUUCAAAAUG